This is a messenger RNA of Manihot esculenta (cassava), 2440 nucleotides long. Its product is annotated as FRIGIDA-like protein 3. The record is from RefSeq and is a predicted model, not a curated record. NCBI's taxonomy places the organism in Eukaryota, Viridiplantae, Streptophyta, Magnoliopsida, Malpighiales, Euphorbiaceae. The transcript is spliced from 5 exons. The coding region runs from base 436 to 2145 and encodes 569 amino acids.
UCCAUUAAAAUUCACCAAAUCCAAAAUCAAACCCAGAAGUAUAGGGUUCCUAGCUACUUCUUAUCAGGAUCAGAGCUUUAGUUUUUCAGACUUUUGACCUUCCUAAAAUUAGAUAAUUUAGGAAACAGUGAAAAAAAUCCCUAUUUUUUUUUUGUUUAUCUGCAACUGAAGAGCUAAAACAAGGGAAUUAAUUUCCUGUCACUUCGUCUGUCUACGCUCGUCAUCUGCAGCAAAUCGCACUCUGUAAUAUCUACGGUCUUGUACUCGCUUGAUUGUGCUUGUUGUUGUUGAGAUGAAUGGCUCUAGCUUAAUGAUUGUGGAAGGAAGUUGUGCUGAUAUUCAAAUUGUACAUGGAUUUGGGUUUGGAGGGGAAUGUUAAUUCGUGAAGAGGUUUUUCGAUGAAUGAGGUCUGUAGUACCUGGGUUUUGAACAUCCAUGACUAAUUCAGAGCAAGGUGUGGAAAACAAUACAGCAUCCUCUUUAAUAGAACAGCUUGCAAGAGCUUUAAAUGAGCUGGAAUCCCUCAAGAAUGCAUCUGAGGACCGAGUUCAGUGGAUGGAAAUUGAACUUCACUUCCGCAAUCUUGAUGCAACAUUAAAGAAAAAAUUUGAAGUGUUAGAAGCUAGGGAAAGAGAGUACAUGGAGAAAGAAGCUGAAACUCAUGCACUGCUUGCUGAAAGAGAGGCAGCCGUUGUUGCUAAAGAGCAAGAAUUCUUAGAUCGAGUGCAGGAACUAAAGGAUGCUGCUGUUGCUGUCAUUGCAGAGGCACGAGCUAAUCACCAGCCAACUAUGUCUGAGUCAAUUGAUGGUGGUGACAACAAAGACAACAAGGUAAGCAGCUCUAUUGGUGACAUAAAUUCCCCAGAGGACUCUCCUCCUAAAAUGGGUGAAAAUGCUGAAACUGUGGCUGUUGGCAUUAAGCCAAGUCCAGAGCUGACGCAAUUUUGCGAGCAGAUGGAUGCGAAAGGGCUACUGGCUUUUACUAUGGAGAACCAAAAAAUUCUAUAUGCCAUUCGUGAUAAACUUUCUGUUGCACUAGAAAGUGCAAAUGAACCAGCACGUUUGGUGUUGGAUUCACUGGAGGCAUUUUAUCCUCCUUCCGAAACCACUCAAUCCAUGGAUAAAAAGGACGCUGCCCUUCAGGGCAUGCGCAAAUCCUGUAUUAUGUUUAUGGAAGCCUUGGCUGCCUUGUUGGCCAGAAUUGACCCAGGUGCUGAUCACCUUCUAAACCCUGAAAUAAAGCAGCAAGCCAAGGCAAUUGCUGAUGAGUGGAAGCCUAAGUUGGCUAGUGCAGGCAUUGAUGCUACCAAUGGAAAUUCAUUGGAAGCAGACGCUUUCUUGCAGCUUCUCUCUACUUUUAGAAUUGCUUCGGAGUUUGAUGAAGAAGAACUCUGCAAGCUUGUCCUUGUAGUUGCUCGCCGCAGGCUAGCACCUGAACUCUGCCGUUCUCUUGGGUUAACACACAAAAUGCCAGGUGUGGUUGAGUCAUUGAUUAACUGUGGGAAACAAAUUGAAGCUGUACGAUUUAUUCAUGCAUUCCAGCUUGCUGAAAGUUUUUCUCCUGUUCCUCUACUAAAGACAUACUUGAAGGAUUCCAGGAGAAACUCCCAAGGAAAGGGUGGAAACCCUGGUGGUGGACAGGGUGAUGCAAACGCUCAAGAGCUUGCAGCGCUGAAGGCUGUUAUUCGGUGUGUUGAAGAGUAUAAGCUUGAAGCUGACUACCCACUUGACCCACUUCGGAAAAGGGUUGCUCAGUUGGUGAAGUCAAAGUCUGAUAAGAAGAGGAAUGGGGAUUUUGGCAAAUAUCAUCAGUCAAAGAAGCCAAGAGCUAAUGGAGGAUAUCGAGGAUUUCGUGGAGGUGCUCCCCCUGGCCCUGCUACUGGGAGACAAGCUCCACCUGUUUUUGCCGAGAGGAUACCAUAUACAGGAAUGCCAGAAAGGUAUCCUCAUGCUGGACCAAAUCCUUAUGAUUAUCAAGUUCCUGGGCAGUCCGGUUUUGGCCAGCCAGCUACUGAUCAAAGAAUGUACUACUAUCCUCAGAAUGAGAGAGUUACUACUGGGUCUGGGUCGUAUGAUGCAGCUCCUUCUAAUUACGGCAAUUAUAUGGGUACUGGAAUGCGAUCCUCCCACCAGCCAUACAUGUAAAAAAGUCUUGAAUGCUAGUUUUGUAAGAAAGCUUGUUAGAGAUGCUGUCCAUUGUAGCGGAGUAUCACAUUCUCAUGGUUAUGUGAGCAAUGCCGCUUGUUAACGAUGUAGUGCUAGCUUGAAAUGAAACUCUCAACCAUGUAAGAAUUGCUUCUGUUGUAUUCAUUCAAUACCUGCAUUGAACAGAAGGCCGCAUCUCAUUCUUGGUACUCGCUAGAGUAUAAGGAAGUUGCAAAGAGAAAUUUUGUAAAAAAUCCAAUCCUGUUGAGUUCAGUUCAGUUCAGUCAUUUGAGUA